This is a messenger RNA of Oncorhynchus keta (chum salmon), 2986 nucleotides long. RefSeq names its product voltage-dependent calcium channel gamma-4 subunit-like. The coding region runs from base 283 to 1275 and encodes 330 amino acids. Gene Ontology annotation, cellular component: postsynaptic density membrane; AMPA glutamate receptor complex; voltage-gated calcium channel complex. The transcript has 4 exons. Gene Ontology annotation, biological process: neurotransmitter receptor internalization; positive regulation of synaptic transmission, glutamatergic; calcium ion transmembrane transport. Gene Ontology annotation, molecular function: channel regulator activity; voltage-gated calcium channel activity. Lineage: Eukaryota; Metazoa; Chordata; Actinopteri; Salmoniformes; Salmonidae. The record is from RefSeq and is a predicted model, not a curated record.
AGCUAAUCGCACAUCGAAAAACAUCCUUCGUCAAGAAACGUGCAAGUUUAUGAAAUUCAACCUGUGGAGGAAUCAACGACUUCUGCAAUGUGAACUUUGGGGAAUUAAAUCCUCGAGAAGCGUGCAAAGGAAAAAGCUAUUGAACUUACUCAUUAAGAAGCACUCCAGUUGAAGUUUUACAUGAAAGUGAUGUUCUAGAAAAAAAAACACCAACGAUAGCCAUAUUCUGCUGCGUGCCUCUUUAGUGUGUUUGUAGCCCGUUGUGGAUUAUUAUGAGGCGCCAUGGCGUGGUGUGACCGUGGGUGUCAGAUACUGUUGACCAUCGUGGGCGCUUUUGCAGCUUUCAGUCUGAUGACCAUAGCUAUUGGGACCGACUACUGGCUCUAUUCUCGGGCGUACAUAUGUAACGCCACCAAUGCCACCACGGAGGACAUGCAACCCAAGAAAACUAGAGGCGACCUGACGCACUCCGGACUGUGGCGGAUUUGUUGUAUAGAAGGGAUCAACAAAGGAAGCUGUCUUCGGAUCAAUCACUUCCCAGAAGAUAACAACUAUGACACAGACAGCUCGGAAUACAUCUUACGUAUAGUGCGGGCCUCCAGCCUCUUCCCCAUCCUGAGCAACAUCUUGUUGUUGCUGGGAGGACUGUGUGUCGGGGCUGGGAGGAUCUACAGCAGUAGGAACAACAUCCUGCUCAGCGCCGGCAUCCUGUUUGUGGCUGCAGGUCUAAGCAACAUCAUCGGCAUCAUCGUCUACAUCUCCAGUAAUGCCGGUGACCCCAGCGACAAGAAGGACGAGAACAAUAAGGGCAGCUAUGGAUACGGCUGGUCUUUCUACUUCGGAGCUCUGUCCUUCAUCGUGGCCGAGUCCGUCGGCGUUCUCGCUGUCAACAUCUACAUCGAGAAGAACAAGGAGACGCGGUGCCGGGCGAGGCGUGAGUUUAUCAAGACCACCUCGUCCACCUCGCCCUACUCCCGUAUCCCUAGUUACCGUUACCGGCGGAGACGCUCCAGUUCCCGCUCCACCGACCCGUCCCGAGAGACCUCACCCGUCGGGGUGAAGAUGGGAGGAGGAGGGGGAGCAGGUGUAGGAAGUGGAGCAAGCUUUGGGAUGCCCAUGGGUGGGAUCUCCAUGUACGCCCUCAGCAGGGACACUAUGAAAAGUGGGAUAGCUGGGUACUGUAGUCCAGAGCGUGACUCAAGCUUCCUGCAGGUCCACAACUGCUUCCAGAAAGAUCUGAAGGAGGGUGUGAACAGGAGAACGACUCCCGUGUGAGAGUUGGAACGCAUCUCUGAACUUGGAAGGAUACAGGAGACUUCACAAAACUGUAAAGGAAACAGCUGGACAGCACAAGACCCAGGAUCAUUGUUGCAGCUACAAAACCCAGACCAUCUUCCAUGUUGAAAGGUCAUAGUUCAUAUGAUGGAGUGUGCUCUUUUCUUUGGUAUAACAAAUUGCCGUCUGUCUUCGUUUGGAUGUGGAGGAGAAAUGGAGCCUUUACCUAAGGUUUAUUACGAAAACCUUUGGUAAAGCUAAUAUAAGUCCAUUUACAAAAAGACUACAGAAACCCAGACCUUUAGUAGCAAUGCUUUUGUGAUACAUGAUAGUGUUUUGCAUACCCCUCAACAAAUGGUAGUCAUGUCUUGUUGUUUUGAUGUUGUCAAGUGAUAAAACUCACUUGAGGGGUUUUGCCAUUGUAACUGGUGCUAUACACUUUCAACACACUUUAAAUAUUCUGAUUACACUUAGAAAAAGGGUUCCAAAAUAGUUGUUUUGGCUGUAGCAGAACCCUUUUUUCGUUCUGGGUAGAACCCUUUUUUGGUUCCGGGUAGAACUCUUUUGGAAAGGGUUCUAUAUUGAAUAAAAAAUAUGAACAUAAGAUCCCAGAAAUGUUCCAUGCGCACAAAAAGCGUAUUUCUCUAAAAGGUUGUGCACAAAUUUGUUUACAUCCCUGUUAGUGAACAUUUUCUCCUUUGCCAAGAUAAUCCAUCCACCUGACAGAUGUGGCAUAUCAAGAAGCUGAUUAAACAGCAUGAUCAUUACACAGGUGCACCUUGUGCUGGACACAAUAAAAGGCCACUCUAAAAUGUGCAGUUUUGUCAAACAACACAAUGCCACAAAUGUCUCAAGUUUUGAGGAAGUGUGCAAUUGGCAUGCUGACUGCAGGAAUGUCCCCCAGAGCUGUUUCCAGAUAAUUUAAUGUUAAUUUCUCUACCAUAAGCCGCCUCCAACGUUUUAGAAAAUUUGGCAGUACGUCCAACUGGUUGGGCCUAUUCCCUCCCAGGACAAUCCAUGCCUGUGCCCCAGUCAUGUAAAAUCCAUAGAUUAGAGUCUAGUGAAUUUAUUUAAAUUAGCUGAUUUCCUUAUAUGAACUGUAACUCAGUAAAAUCAUUGAAAUUGCUGCGUUUUAUAUUUUUGUUCAGUAUACAUUAAACACCAAAAGGUUCUACCUGGAACUAAAAAUGGUUAUUCAAAGUGUUCCGAUAUGGGGACAGCUGAAGAACCCUUUUCGGUCCUAGAUUGCAAAUGUUCUCCUAAAACCGGGGAAUUUGGUAAAUUUACUGGAAUUUUGUAACUCUAAUCCUUCUCUCCAACUGUUAUGUGAUACUCAUCUAUCUAUCCUCUGUGGUCUUUGUAUUGGAGGGAACUGGUGUACCUGUAUGUUUGUACUAUUAUCUGAGCCAUUGCCAUACUCUUACUAUUAGUAAAUAUACAAAUACUAACCCUUUGUAGAUUGAAAAUAAGUACGGGGAUGUAUGGAAAUACUGAACUCCUUUUCAUGAAUAACAUUCCAAUCAAUAUAAAUAAUAGAUUUAUUUCAAUCAAACGUACAUUGUCUUUAUUGAGUGUUAGUUUAUUUUAGAUUUUGCUCAGGGACGCUGUGUUGGUAUUAACUCAUUUACACCAUUAUGAAGUGUUACCUAUUAGGUAUAUUACAUAAAAGCAUUUGUGUUAUAUCUUAUCUAAUGCCAUAAAGACUGUCAUC